AACAAAAUUACUUGCUUAGCUUCGCCCCGCGACGUUUGCCGAUCAUCGGCCGUCUCCACGAUCUUCAGAUCCGCCGCCGACUCCGACGGUGUCUGGAAUCAUUUCUUACCUUCCGAAUUCCCCGACGGCUUUGCGGCACCUGAGGCUGAGGGUCUUCUUCCCAAUAGGAAAGGCCUCUUCUUCUCCCUCGUCCACAAUCCUCUUCUUCUCCCCGACGCCCUUUUGAGCUUUUGGCUGGAGAGAAGGAGUGGUAACAAGUGCUACAUGAUAGCAGCUAGGGCCUUGAAUAUAACUUGGGGACAUGAUCAGAAAUACUGGGAGUGGAUCUCCCUUCCAGAUACCAGGUUCACACAAGUGGCUGCAGAGCUUAUUAUGGUAUGGUGGCUUGACAUCACUGGAAAACUCAACAUAAACCUUCUCUCUGAUGACACACACUACGCCGCUUACCUUGUCUUUAAGUGGAACCAUUCUCCCUACGGUUUUCGUCAGCCCGUCGAGGCCUCCCUUGCCUUGGCUGGCACAGAGCCUCCUCAGCCUUCCAUGGUUAGUCUCAUGCAGAAUCGGGCAACCGAACAAGGUCACUGUUCUGAGCUGAGAACUGAUGGUUGGUACGAGGUCAAACAGGGACACUUCUUCAAAAGGAGAGGAGAUUUGGGCGAAAUUGAGAUGAACCUCAAGGAGACAAAAGGGGCUUCUGUGAAGAAAGGCCUUAUUGUUCAUGGAAUCAAGAUUAGGCCACUGCCCUAA
Messenger RNA from Eutrema salsugineum, 747 nucleotides. RefSeq names its product F-box protein PP2-B11. NCBI's taxonomy places the organism in Eukaryota, Viridiplantae, Streptophyta, Magnoliopsida, Brassicales, Brassicaceae. Gene Ontology annotation, molecular function: protein binding. The record is from RefSeq and is a predicted model, not a curated record.